AUGAUCACGGCGGAGGCCGCAUCAGAGUCCACUGUCCCUGCGGUGCCCGGUGAUACGACAGCCACUGGAGUCCCAGAGCGCGAGGAGCUGGUGUGGCCCUGGAAAGAUGCUCCGAUCCGGGCGCUGGUGCAGCGCAUCCAUCAGCUGCAAGCUGAGCGCGCGCAGGCCUUCCGCCGGCUGGAGGAAGGCCACCGCCAGUACCUGAGCAGCGGCCCGCCCUACGACUUCCCGCGCUACCGGAGCACCGUACACGAGGUGACCCAGGCCUUCGCCGCCGCCUCGAGAGAGGUGCUGGCGGUGGAGGCCGAGCUAGCCGGACCCCGAGCGCAGCCGCUGCUCGCGAGUCACGUGCGCAGCCUGCAGCAGCUGGAGGAGACGCGACUGACCACGGUGGCCCUGCUGCAGUUGAUGGAGACACCAGAGCUGACUGGGCAGGACGACAGCCUGCAGAUGCACCAGCUGAAGAUGAAGGUAAUUAAAACCAUGGAAGCGAUCAGUGAGGUUCUCCAGGACCUCAGGUUUGAUGCGGAAUCUGCCGAGUGA
This is a messenger RNA of Rangifer tarandus platyrhynchus (Svalbard reindeer), 543 nucleotides long. The record is from the annotation of a GenBank genome assembly. NCBI's taxonomy places the organism in Eukaryota, Metazoa, Chordata, Mammalia, Artiodactyla, Cervidae.